AUGUUUGCCAAGUCGCUGGUUCAUCUGAUCGACGUGUCGAAGCGCCCAGUGCGCGGGGUCGAUUACCUGCGCAACCGCUUCACCAAUAAAGGCACAGCCUUCACCGCUGCAGAGCGGUCGCACAUGAACGUGGAGGGGCUGCUGCCGCCUUCUGUCGAGACCCUCGAUGAUCAGGUGGAGCGGUACUGGGAUCAGCUGAACCGCUUCAACGAGCCGAUCAACCGCUACCAGCUGCUGCGCAACGUGCAGAACACGAAUGUCACCCUCUACUACGCCAUCUUGACGCGGUACCUGAAGCAGACACUGCCGAUCGUGUACACGCCAACCGUCGGCGAGGCCUGCCAGCGCUACGGUGACCUCUAUCAAAAAGACCACGGACUGUACCUCGACAUCGCUAGCAAGGGCAAGGUGAGGCAGAUGAUUCAGAACCUUCGCAAGACAAACGUCGACAUCAUCGUGAUCACCGAUGGCUCCCGCAUUCUCGGACUGGGCGACCUCGGCGCCAACGGCAUCGGCAUCAGCAUCGGCAAGUGCUCCCUGUACGUCGCUGCGGGUGGCGUGAAGCCGAGCCGCGUGCUACCGGUCGUCAUGGACGUUGGCACAAACAACCUCGAGCUCCGCAACAACCCGCUUUACCUCGGCUUGCGCAAGCCGCGCUGCGGCGAUGCCGCCUUUUACGCUCUGCUGGAUGAGUUUAUGGAAGCUGUGAAGGAGACCUGGCCCUCCGCUGUCGUGCAGUUCGAGGACUUCAGCAACAACCACUGCUUCGACAUGCUGGAGCGCUACCAAAAGAAGUACCGCUGCUUCAACGACGACAUCCAGGGCACCGGCGCCGUCAUCGCUGCUGGCUUCCACACGGCGGUGAAGCUGAGCAAGAUCCCGAUGGCGCAGCAGCGCAUCGUCUUCUUCGGCGCCGGCUCCGCUGCGACCGGUGUGGCGGAGAGCAUCGCCGACCUCGCCGCUGAGGCCGGGGUGAAGAAAGAGGACAUCAAGAAGAACACCUUCUUCGUCGACUCGAUGGGCAUGGUGGCCACCAACCGCGGUGACAAGCUGGCCAAGCACAAGCUGGGAUGGGCCCGCACCGACAUCCCUGACGCAGAUAUUGCAAGCCUCAAGACCCUCGAGGACGUUGUGCGCUACGUGCGGCCGACCGCGCUCAUCGGUCUCGGCGCCACAGCCAACGUCUUUUCGCGGGAAAUUGUGGAGUUUCUGCACUCGUGCUGCGCACACCCGAUCAUCUUCCCGCUGUCGAAUCCGUCCAGCAAAGCCGAAAUUGUGCCGGCGAACGCAUACAAGUGGACGAACGGCGAUGCCAUCGUGGCCUCCGGCAGCCCCUUCCCCGAGACGGUCGUCAGCGGCCGCACGCUGCAACCGUCGCAGGGCAACAACCUGUACAUCUUCCCCGGGGUGGGUCUCGGCUGCUGCAUUGCUCAGCCGCCUUACAUCCCGCAGGAGGUGCUGGUGGCGGCCGCUGCCUGCCUGAGCACGCUGGCCACGCCGGACGACCUCGCCAGGGGGCAGCUGUACCCGCCUAUUGAAGAGGUGCCCCGCGUGUCGCGUGAGGUGGCCGUGGCGUGUAUUCAGAAGCUACAGGAGAUGGGGCUGGCCAAGGCGGAUCUCCCAGACAACCGCCCAGACCUGAUGAGGAUGGUGAAGACAGCUUUCUGGGAGCCACGCUACUUGCCCGAGAACUACUACCUGGAGAAGGACUUUAUUUCCUGA
Messenger RNA from Leishmania mexicana MHOM/GT/2001/U1103, 1722 nucleotides. Its product is annotated as putative malic enzyme. Gene Ontology annotation, cellular component: mitochondrion. Gene Ontology annotation, biological process: malate metabolic process; pyruvate metabolic process. The record is from RefSeq and is a predicted model, not a curated record. NCBI's taxonomy places the organism in Eukaryota, Euglenozoa, Kinetoplastea, Trypanosomatida, Trypanosomatidae. The transcript has a single exon. Gene Ontology annotation, molecular function: malate dehydrogenase (decarboxylating) (NAD+) activity; NAD binding. The coding region runs from base 1 to 1722 and encodes 573 amino acids.